AUGUUCAGAAAACGCUUCAUUCCAGACGAUUACACCUUUGAUGUUUACAAGCCAAUUCAAUCUCUGAAAAAGAUCAAUGUCACAAUUGCGCUCUACAAUAUUGCUGCCUAUUUGGCAACUCAUGCUGGAACCAAUUACAUUGCUGCCUCAUUUGUGUUGUUGAGUAUUGACCACUCAGUUUUUAUUUGGAAGGAAACUUAUGGAGGGCCCAUAUUUUGUGGAAUUGUCCUGUACUUUACUUUGAAGAUGUUUUAUGGCAACGUAACUUCAUCCUCCGAGAAAGCAAAGAAACAACAAUAA
Naegleria lovaniensis is the source of this 300-nucleotide messenger RNA. RefSeq lists its product as uncharacterized. The transcript has a single exon. The record is from RefSeq and is a predicted model, not a curated record. Lineage: Eukaryota; Heterolobosea; Eutetramitea; Acrasida; Naegleriidae. The coding region runs from base 1 to 300 and encodes 99 amino acids.